AUGCCGUCGGAUCUCCGCGCCCUUUUGAUGUGCCAGCCGCUCGCCAGCGAUAAGUCGCAGCGAGCAAAGCGCCCCGGUUUGGCAGGGACUCCGGCGGCGGCGGCGGCAGCAGGAGGGUUGGACUCUCGCCGUGCGUUACGUGGACAGGUGCAGGGAAAGGGCACAGAAACCAGACCAGAUUAUGAAGAUUUAGGUCUUUAUGCAACAUCCCGGGAACAGAGAUUUCGUAUGUUUGCCAGCUUAGAAUUUGAAGGGCAGCUGUUCAUGACACCAUAUGAUUUCAUUCAGGCUGUAACAAAUGAGGAACCCAGACGAACAAAACAACUGCAGAACCUUUCGAAACAGGAAUUGAAUCAGAUACUUGUAGAAACCCCACCUGUUUGGAAAGGGUCAUCAAAGCUAUUUCGGAAUCUUCAUGAGAAAGGUGUGAUUUCUUAUACAGAAUAUUUGUUCUUGUUGUCUAUCUUAACAAAGCCUCAUGCUGGUUUCAGGAUAGCUUUCAACAUGUUUGAUACAGAUGGAAAUGAGAUGGUGGAUAAAAAGGAAUUCUUGGUGCUGCAAGAGAUAUUCAGGAAGAAAAACGAAAAGAAAGAAAGAAAAGGAGAUGAAGAGAAACGUGCCUUGCUGAAUCUUCAGCUUUAUGGGUACCACACGUCUACUAAUGCUGUGCUUAAAACAGGAGGAGAGGACCUUGUUCCAAGAAGCUAUUGGGAUACUCUGAGACGUAGCACAAGCCAGGCACUCUUUUCGGACCUAGCAGAGCGUGCAGAUGACAUCACCGGUUUACUGUCUGAUACAACGCUGCUGGUCCACUUUUUUGGCAAGAAAGGAAAGGCUGAACUUAACUUUGAAGACUUUUAUAGGUUUAUGGAUAACCUUCAGACUGAAGUUCUUGAAAUAGAAUUCCUUUCCUACUCUAAUGGGAUGAAUACCAUCAGUGAGGAAGACUUUGCUCAUAUUCUUUUAAGAUAUACUAACGUUGAAAAUAUAUCAAGCUAUCUGGAAAACGUGCGCUGUAGCAUGCCAGAAGAGCAGGGUAUUACAUUUGAUGAAUUCAGGUCAUUUUUCCAGUUUUUGAACAAUCUAGAAGAUUUUGCAAUUGCCAUGCAGAUGUAUAAUUUUGCAAGCCGUUCAAUUGGACAAGAUGAGUUCAAGCGUGCUGUAUAUGUUGCUACGGGUUUGAAGCUUUCAGCACAUUUAGUGCACACAGUCUUCAAAAUCUUCGAUGUAGACAAAGAUGAUCAGCUGAGCUACAAAGAAUUUAUCGGUAUUAUGAAAGACAGAUUGAAUCGAGGAUCCAGGGGUUACAGAGGCAUACAGAAAUACACUACUUUCAAAUCCUGCGUGAAGAAAGAACUCAAUAGCAGAUAAAAAUGGAAAACCCUAAAUACAGUUUGAAGGACUACUAUGUUUGUGUGAUGACUGUCACCAGCAAGCACUUCAGAAAGCUUUGGAAGCAGUUUCGAAAUCAAGAUCUGCUGAGAUGAACACAAAAACAAUUCCACCUUCAGUCACCAUUGUUGCACUUUUCUUUUCUUUUUUGGAAACUAUAUAAGGAAAGAGCAGAAAAUAACGAAGCCAAACAUCUACCAUCUAUAACAGCACACAACAUUUUAUCAUCUUUGGCUGCAAUCCUGCAAGUGCUCUGCUGCUAUUAUAAGUUUCAUUCACUUCACUAGGAUGGGUGACGGUGACAUGGAGAGUCAUCCUUUUGGGAUCUUUUUCUAAACAGUCAUGUGUGAUAUUUAAAGAACACUUUUCCCUUAUCCAAAGUAGUAUGUGAGGAGCAGAGAGUGAUUAAAAUGUGGGAUUCGCUGCCAGAGCAUGUAGUGAUGGCCACAGGG
Messenger RNA from Gekko japonicus, 1844 nucleotides. It is a transcript of the gene MICU3, whose product is annotated as mitochondrial calcium uptake family member 3. Gene Ontology annotation, molecular function: calcium ion binding. Lineage: Eukaryota; Metazoa; Chordata; Lepidosauria; Squamata; Gekkonidae. The transcript has 15 exons. Bases 1 to 1371 code for a protein of 456 amino acids. Gene Ontology annotation, biological process: mitochondrial calcium ion homeostasis; calcium import into the mitochondrion. Gene Ontology annotation, cellular component: uniplex complex. The record is from RefSeq and is a predicted model, not a curated record.